ACGAAACAUCAAAAUGAUAGAAACAUCAUGAAUGUUGAUAAUUUCGGUUCAAAACAAAGUUUAAAAAAUAAAUAUAUUAUUAGUAACGUAAAUUAGAUUUCCAGAUGAAAAUUUAACGUUAUUCUGAAAUGUAUAACUGUGAUUUAUUAUCAAAUUAUAUGAUUUUAAACUCGGUGUAUAAUACAUUCAACCAAUAGAUCGAUUCGUAAUUUCCCAAAUUAAUCAUCUGUUGAAUCAGGAAGUUUUUUAAAAGGUUGCAUUUUGUAAAUCAUCUAUGGGAGUACAGAGCUGAUUUAAACAUUAGGUUAUCUCAAUGAAGUGGUUAAUAUGAUGAAUCAAGAACCAAUGAGAAAAAGAAGAUUUAUUCUCCGUGCUGAUUGUUUUGGGAAGAAAAUUGGUAAUGAUUUUCAUACAAAUUCAUCUAGACCAAGUCCUAUUGAAACUGAAGUUCAGUUGCCAACAGGUUGUAUAUUACAAGAAAUUAGAAAUGAUAUUGCAAUUAAAAAUAAAUCAGCUUUGUGUUUAAGAUCUCUAGAUCAUGAUAGUGUAUAUUUAGUGUGUUGUGGAUCUGAAAUUGAAGAAUUAACUCCCUUUGAAGCAGAUCUAUUAUUAUCAAUAAUACCAUUUAGAGAAAGAUUGAAAGUUUUUGCUGAUAAUUCUACUUUAGAACAAGCUGCAUUAAUAACAGAAGGAAGUAAAGUUGAUGUAUAUUUAAAUGAUAAUCUGGAAUCAGUAGAAGGUAUUGUUUGCUAUUGUGGUCCAGUUCCAGAAUUAGGAAAAGGAAUAAUGUUUGGAGUUGAAUUAUUGAAGCAUCCAGAGCUGGGAGUAUGUGAUGGAAGUAUUAAGGGACAGCGCUAUUUUCAGUGUAGUGGUAACAGUGGUGUUUUUGUAGCUAUCAAUAGGCUACGACUCCAUCUUUGUGGUUACAAGCAUACAUCUAGCAGUAAACUAAUUGAUCAUCUUGAUUCUAGAUUAAGUUCGCCUAAUUCGGGAGCUUCGGGAACCGCUUCAAAACCUCAACCCAUCCCUCUCGAGGCUGUCUGUUCCGCGGGGACGCCGCCUCCGCCUCUGAAGUUCGGAGACAGGGUGGUCUGGAUAAGCGACACGGGACCCGAGUACGGAGAGGUCAGAUGGUUGGGUAAAUUGCCGGACGUGGGUUCCGACUGGAUGGUGGGAGUUGAAUUUGAUAAUCCGGUAGGUACGGGAACUGGAAAGUACAAUGAUUAUCAGCUAUUUGAAGCCAAGUUGAAUCAUGCGUCUUUGGUACCUAUAAUUGGACUGAUGAAAGCCGAUGACUUUUUAGGAGAUAAGUUACAAGAAACAUCUGGCACACCGCCCAGGCCGAGGAGAAAGAAAAAAAUUUCUGAAUCUCAAGCAAAUGAACGUGUAGAGAAAUAUGGAUUAGGUGAGGAAAAUAGUUUGCCGGUCAUUUCAAAAUGCGGCUCAUGUUUAUCGGCGGGAAGUCCCGGAGCAGUGAGGAAAGGACUGUCGGUGCCAAAUGACAUUUCGGAGAUAAGUCAUCUCAUUUCAUAUGACUCUCUGUUACCAUCAACCCCACCUUCGUCGGAAUCGUUGCCUAACUAUUCAAAUAUACUUCUAAACGAAAACAAUAUAUCCAAUUCUACUCCAUCAGUUAAUCCAUUGUAUGAAAUGUUAAGUGAAAAGAGUAAAUCUACACCCAAGAUUGGAAUAACUAGAGUGGAUGAUACAAAUAGCUGUUCGAACAUAAUCAAUGCUUCUCAUCAAGUGAAAAAAGGUAUUAAGUCGUCUAACGAAACCAAUUCUGGAAAGUUGGAAUAUUCGUCCGAUUUAGAAGUGGGGUCAGUAGUAGAAGUUGCCAUUAAUGGUGUUCCUUGUUAUGGAGUUAUUAAAUGGAUAGGAAGAAUUGGAGAAGGGCAGAAUAAUAAUAAAUUAGUUGCUGGUAUAGAAAUGGAAGAGGAAAGUUCCUGCUGUACGGAUGGAACAUUUGGUGGAAAAAGGUAUUUUACCUGCCCUCCACGAAAGGCCUUUUUCGUUCAUCUAAACCAGUGUCGAAAAGAUGGCCGCUUUCUUGAUACAGAAAGACGUAAAAGUGCUGUUUUUGGAAGUAUAGAUUGCCCUUCAGUAAGUGGUGAUGUUCCGCCACUUUGUAAUCCUGAUGAUUUAAAGCAAUUAUAUGGUAAAAGUAAAGGCAUCCAGGGGCAUCAUAAUUCCUGUUACUUAGAUGCAACAUUAUUUGCAAUGUUUUCUUGUACUAGUGUGUUCGAUUCGUUAUUGCAUAGACCCCGAAACAAAGAUGAUAUUGUCGAGUACGACGAAGUCCAAUGUGUCUUGAAAGAAGAAAUCGUUAACCCUUUAAGAGCAAACUUUUAUGUGCGUGCAGAUAGAGUAAUGAAGUUAAGGAAGUUACUAGAUAAAUUGAGCUCUGUAAGUGGUUUGACAACUGAAGAAAAGGAUCCUGAAGAAUUUCUUAAUUCACUCCUAAACCAGAUUCUUAAGGCUGAUCCAUUCUUAAAAUUAAGUUCAGGUCAAGAGUCUUAUUUCUAUCAACUUUUUGUAGAAAAAGAUGAUAAAUUAUUGUUGCCAACUGUUCAGCAUCUAUUUGACCAAUCUUUUCUUGCUUCAGAUAUUAAACUACAAGAAGUACCACCUUGCCUUCUCAUACAAAUGCCGAGGUUUGGAAAACAGUUUAAAAUGUAUCCUAGGAUAAUUCCAAGCCUUUAUUUAGAUAUUACGGACGUUUUAGAAGAUUCUCCUAGACAAUGUACGGUGUGCGGACAAGUUGCAGAAUGCGAAUGUAAAGAAUGUUUUGGUCAUUUUGGCGACGGGCUAGAUACGAUUGCAUUCUGUCAAAAGUGCAUGGACAAAAGCCACAGUCAUAAAAAGCGUUUGAGGCAUAAAAGUACUAAAUUGAAAAUCCCGCCAGAAUUCAAAAUGUUGAAAGAUCACAUGCCCGUUCCGAGAGUGUACAUGGAGUUAUUUGCUGUAGUGUGUAUAGAAACAAGUCAUUAUGUUUGUUUUGUUAAAUGUGGCAGUGGACCGGAUGCUCCCUGGUGCUUUUUUGAUAGUAUGGCCGACAGGAAAGGCGAACAGAACGGUUAUAAUAUCCCAGAAGUCAUCCCAUUCCCAGAUCUACAGUGGUGGCUCUCGGAAGAGGGAAUGAAUUUUCUUUUAUUGACAAAAGAUGAUAAGGUGCUCCCAGAAAUAGCUAGGCGUCUAUUGUGUGACGCUUACAUGUGCAUGUAUCAAAGCCCCGAUAUAAUGAUGUAUCGAUAACUCCAACCGACUAUUGUUCAGGAAAAAAGUAAAGAUAUGUCGUCCAGUUUAUUGGCAAACUCAACGGCAGGCAUCCCGGUUACCGGUGACAGCUCAGUUCGAGACGUCCAAAUCACGUGUGAUAAUUUAGAUGGGAACAUUCCCAUAUCAUCAUGUUUGUUUUCAAUGGUACAAUUUAUUUAAAUAAUUUUUUACUAUGUGAUUUAUUGCAUUGAUUCACUUUCCAUAACAUGAGCUUCUGUAGUCACCAUCCGCUUUAAAAUUUGAAAAAAUAGCAAAUGUUUGACUCUGAUUUGCAGAAAUGCUACUUAAUCUUAAAAGAAAAAAAAUCAAAUAGCAAAAUAUUUGGUUUGCACUCUAUUUAUUACAAUAAAGUAAACACUCAAGUACAUAGAAUUAAAUAGAAGUUUAGCUGAAAAAACACUGUAGUUUCAUAUUAUGUAUAUGAUUGGUUACAAAUAUUAUACAUAUAUAUUAUAUAUAUA
This is a messenger RNA of Centruroides sculpturatus (bark scorpion), 3740 nucleotides long. RefSeq names its product ubiquitin carboxyl-terminal hydrolase CYLD-like (gene CYLD). The transcript is spliced from 18 exons. Gene Ontology annotation, biological process: protein K63-linked deubiquitination. NCBI's taxonomy places the organism in Eukaryota, Metazoa, Arthropoda, Arachnida, Scorpiones, Buthidae. Gene Ontology annotation, cellular component: cytosol. Gene Ontology annotation, molecular function: K63-linked deubiquitinase activity; cysteine-type deubiquitinase activity. The coding region runs from base 328 to 3255 and encodes 975 amino acids. The record is from RefSeq and is a predicted model, not a curated record.